Xenopus tropicalis (tropical clawed frog) is the source of this 1994-nucleotide messenger RNA. Its product is annotated as inositol-trisphosphate 3-kinase B. Gene Ontology annotation, biological process: inositol phosphate biosynthetic process. The record is from RefSeq and is a predicted model, not a curated record. Lineage: Eukaryota; Metazoa; Chordata; Amphibia; Anura; Pipidae. Bases 247 to 1647 code for a protein of 466 amino acids. The transcript is spliced from 8 exons. Gene Ontology annotation, molecular function: inositol-1,4,5-trisphosphate 3-kinase activity; kinase activity.
UUAUGAUCACAUGGACAUUUUUUAAAAAGUCUGUCUUAGCGCAUCGCAAUGUGCGGGAGCUGAGUGCGGAGGAGAAGAGGUGAGACACAAGAUGGCAUCCUGGCAAGAAGGCUCAGUGUGAUACAAAAAAACAAACGAAAGAACAAAUAUGCAGAAGCUGUGGCUGAUCCAUCAAGCACAAAGAUAGAACUGUCAAAAGAAAAAAUCUGAAAUACCAAGCAAAGUUUCCCAACCAAUGUGAGAGAUAUGGAGUCUCUAAAAGAGGAGAGCAAAGGGCAUGGUUUCCAGAACUUCCAAGAAUUUGUUUCCCUGGGAGAGAGAGACAUGGACACCUGUGAUAAAGUCUCACCAGGCCAACCAGAUGUUCUAUUGGAACAGAAGAAAAAUAAAGGAAGCUUUAGGAAAGAAUGUCCAUCCAUGAGAACUUCAAACAGGUCUACCUCCAGCACAUCCACCUGCUCCUCACUGGCCUAUUCAUCCCCAGAGAGUGACCAGGUGUUUAGUGAGGAAGAGGAGACGCCGGCCAAACGCAAAAUAUUGCGCAAGACCAAAUCCUGGAAGACUUUCUUCACAAUGGUACACUGGUCCCUUCGGCGACAGAAUUCCUGGGUGCAGUUGGCCGGGCAUGAAGGUAACUUCAAGGCUAGUGAGCGAGGCCACAUCCUAAAGAAGUUCAGUCCUAUAGAAAAUGCUUGCUUGGUUGCACUUAUGGAUGAUGCCCUGCGCCCAUAUGUGCCCAGCUACCAAGGCAUCGAGGAGAAGGAAGGGCAAACCUACAUCAAAAUGGAAGAUUUACUUAUGGGCUUGGAAGGCCCUAGCAUCAUGGACUGCAAGAUGGGCUUCAGGACAUACUUGGAAGAAGAGCUCGAAAAGGCACUGCUGAAACCCACCCCAAGGAAAGAUCUGUAUAACAAGAUGGUGAAAGUGGACCCUUUCGCCCCAACCGAGGAAGAGCAUUUGCAGAGAGGCGUUACCAAACCUCGCUACAUGCAGUGGCGAGAGACAGUGAGCUCCACCUCUUUGCUUGGAUUUCGCAUUGAAGGCGCCACAAUUGAAGGUGGACCAGUGCAUAAGGACUUUAAACAAAUGAAGAGCAGAGAGAAAAUCAUGGAGACAUUUGUGACCUUUACAAAGGGACAGAAGAACAUCCUUGAGGCGUAUGUGCGCCGUUUAGAGAACAUGGAGAAGGUGCUUCAGGAAUCCGCAUUCUUCCGCACGCAUGAGGUGAUUGGAAGUUCCCUCCUGUUUGUUCAUGAUCGCCGUGGAUUCUCGAGCGUGUGGAUGAUUGAUUUCGGGAAGACGUCCCCAGCACCUACGCACCUUACUCUGCGCCAUGAUGUAGCCUGGGAGCAUGGAAACCACGAGGAUGGAUACCUGUUAGGUCUGAGAAACCUUACAGACACCAUCCGGGACACCAUAGCUGGCAUGAACGACAUGAUGGAGAUCCUGGGCAAAACAGUAGAAACCUCAGAAGAGAAAGGGGAGAAACUAAAAUGGGACAGGCAUGAGAUCCCAGCAGGCGGAGACCAGGAGAACCAAACAGCGCUACACAAGGGCAAUGAGAUUAUAAGGAGAGAGGAGUUAGGAGCCACAUUUAGUGAAAGAGGACAGAAUGUAUCACUGCAGGAGAGAAGCAGGGACCUGUGACGGUCAGGAGAAAUGCUCUGGGAUAACUUGGAUGAAAGGCACAGAUCUGGCACCCUUUUGGCAGCUGUUACCACACUGAGACUCUUCAACUCAUCUCAGCAUAGCGAGAGUGCUGAUCUUCAUUCUGAUGGAGUCAACAGCAAGAAACAGGCUGCGGCCUCGUGAAUACUUGUGUUUUAUAUGCAAAAGCAGUUGCUCGGAUAGCUUUCAUAUGAAAUCAGACAUUUGUGCUUGUGUACAGCAGUUAGAAUCCUUGGUGUGAGUUCAGUGCAAGUGCUCUUGCGUCCCCUUUUGUGUGUGCGCAGACAGAACGACAGCUCUUGAAUGAAAAACACAAGUAUGCAGAA